Hypoxylon trugodes is the source of this 3243-nucleotide messenger RNA. RefSeq lists its product as uncharacterized. Gene Ontology annotation, biological process: RNA processing. The coding region runs from base 285 to 2777 and encodes 830 amino acids. NCBI's taxonomy places the organism in Eukaryota, Fungi, Ascomycota, Sordariomycetes, Xylariales, Hypoxylaceae. The transcript is spliced from 2 exons. The record is from RefSeq and is a predicted model, not a curated record. Gene Ontology annotation, cellular component: nucleus. Gene Ontology annotation, molecular function: RNA binding.
UACAUUGGAAGGGCGCUAUUGGAGUGAUUGAUACGAGAUCGUCUCUUUGUUAUAGUCGUAGGGUCGGUCAAGAUCGGAGGGGUACUCCGACUUAGAUGUAUACGUAGACGGUAAAGUUCGUGGCUUAUGACUGUACGAUUAUUACUGUAUACAUCAAUCUCGAGCUUUCUUACCAAAACAUCGAUAUUCCGGAUCUAGCAUCCUCCCUCAAUAGACAAUCGAUGGGAAGAUAAUUACAGAAUGCGACAUCCUACGUGACAAUUGCCCGACACUCCUCGCCGAUAAUGUCGUCCAAGAAAUUCAACGCUUUCCCGGACGUUGAGGCGAAGCUUCAAAAGCCUUCGAAACAAUCCGCGUUCGAAAAACAAAAGGCCGAGGCCGAGGCCAAGCGCAAGAGGGAAGCUGCCGAAACUGCCGCCGUAUAUGAAAGUUUUGUCAAGAGUUUCGAUCACGAUGAAGACGAAGACGAUAACGGUACCGUAUCCAACCAACAAAACGCGUUCGGUGCGCGUCAGCAAGGCGGCGCUUUCGGUCGAGAUGGAGGUAGAGUACCACCGCCUAAAAGACAUUUCGGUGCUGGACCUGGAGGUUCUUCAAAUUCGAAGAGUGGACCUGGAUCUUUGGGACCUCCGCCCACAGCCUUCAACAAUAGGAGGAAGUAUGAUAGUCCCCAGCAGUUUAAUAGGAAGCCAGCAGAUGAUACUCGGGGUCGACUUGGAUUUCACGAUGACGACAGUAGCGAUGGUGGUCACGCGCCGAAAUCGAAAGGCUUAGCGAAAGUGUUUAAUGCGAGCGACGACGAAAGCGACACGAGAGCAAGGGAUUUAGCAGAGCAGAGGGCUAUAGCGAAGCCUACGCUGCGCCUAGCUAAUCUACCACCAGGAACAUCGCCUGCAGUCAUCAAGGCCCUCAUACCACCGAAUUUAACGGCAGAGAAUGUCAAGAUUAUACCGGGCGCACCGGGAAGUACCGAAAGAAAGUCGAUUGCCGCAAUUGUUACAUUGUCCAAGGAGACACCCGCGACCGACAUCGAUACCGCAGUCAGUUCCUUACAGAAUCGAUAUCUUGGUUAUGGUUUCUAUCUGUCGCUACAUAGGCAUCUAUCAUCUGCCGUAGCAUCCACAGCGACAUCGAAUCUCGUAUCCUCGUCCACGUCCCAACCCUUCGGCGCAAAACCCGUCCCACAAGCUAAUGAUAAUAAUAAUCCCCACCACCAAGGUGGAUUUCAUCGCGGCUUUGCUCCCCCAUCAUCUUAUAGUUCAGGCGGAGGCCCAGUGAAUCGAACUAUCUUACACGUCCCGGUCCAAGCACCAAGAGAUAUAAAGCAACUUCAAUUAAUCCACAAAGUUGUCGAAUCGGUAAUAUCGCAUGGCCCAGAGUUCGAAGCACUAUUGAUGUCGCGACCCGAUGUACAGAAAGAAGAGAAAUGGGCUUGGCUUUGGGAUGCGCGUAGCGAAGGCGGGGUUUGGUAUCGGUGGCGGCUCUGGGAAGUUAUCACAGGCGCUCAGGUCAAAAAUGGACGGCAGGGAAAAUACAUACCACUCUUCGAAGGUAGUCAUGCUUGGAGAAUGCCUGAAAAGGACUUACCGUACGAAUACGCCACCGCGAUCGACGAAUUUGUGUCAGAUUCGGAGUACAAUUCAUCUGAUGAGGAAGACUAUGAUGAUGAAGGGCACAAACCCGCGGAUGGCGGCGAGAACGAAAAUAACUAUUUGAAUCCACUCGACAAGGCAAGAUUGACGCAUUUAUUGGCUCGCCUUCCUACGACGUUGACGAAAAUUCGAAAGGGUGAUAUUGCUAGAAUUACGACUUUCGCGAUUACUCACGCAAGCAGAGGAGCAGAUGAGAUAGUGGAGAUGAUUGUGGCUAACAUAACCAAGCCAUUCUCAUUGACUUCGGCAAACCCCGAACACAGCAAAGCUAGCAAGGAUGGGGAAGACUAUGGUGAAUCACAUAACUCGACACCCUUUCCUGAGGAGUCGAGUGUAAAACCGGGGGAGCUCCAAGAUACGAGUGCUGCCAGUCUUAUUGGGCUGUACGCUGUGAGCGACAUCCUCUCGUCAUCCGCAACUAGCGGCGUUCGACACGCUUGGCGCUAUCGUCAACUCUUCGAGACUUCUCUAAAAGACGGCAAAGUCUUUGAAACUUUAGGUCUCCUAUCGGAACGUCUUAACUGGGGCCGACUCAGAGCAGAUAAAUGGAAGCGAAGUGUUAAACUAGUAUUAGGGCUAUGGGAGGGUUGGUGCGCAUUCCCACAAGAGAGCCAACAGCUCUUUACAGAGACAUUUGAAAACCCACCCAGCGCAAAGAAAGAAGAACAGGUUGAUGAAGUGGCCAAGAGGGGCAAGUGGAAACCUGUCGAGGCUGGUGGUUCGGGCGCUACUCAAGGCGAAAGCAGAGGUUUCGUACCUAUAUCCGCGGUCGCGGAAACGCGAGACGAUGAAACUACGAAUAUGGAUGUUGACGACGUGGAUGGGGAGGUAAUGGAUGAAAUGAUGUCGAUUGAUGAGGAAGAUAUGGAUACCGAUAUUGAUGGUGUCCCGAUGGACGAUGAUGACGAUGGAGUGCCCAUGGACGAAGACGCUGCAGAUGUGGACCAGGAUAAAAACACCGCUGUUGACGCUCCCGAAAGUAAAGCCGGCGGAGGGCAAGAUGGCAGGAAACCCGGUAUUGAGUCCUCAUCCGAAGAGAAGCCAGCAAUUACCCACCUGCCGAGGCGGCGUAUGAGAGCUGUAGAUAUGUUCGCUGAUUCCGAUAAUUCUGAUAAUGAGAGAUGACGUCAUAACGCGACGAAAAGAAACAACACUACGCGAUCUUUACGGAGGAUUGCAUCGCAUUCGAUACGACUAAUGGCCAUAUUGGCACGUUCCGACCCUGGGAAUAAGGCAACCCAGUCUUGGCAUGUCGCGAACGUGAUCGAACACCUAGCGUUUAGCCUACCUACUCAGUGCUACGGUCCAAUAGGAGCCCCUCCGAGAAUAACCGCAGCCCUCGGUGUGUGGUAUCUUGGAGUAUAUGUUCGGGGUGCCAAUUGCUACAAGCUCGCUACGGCUGGAGCCAAAGACGCAUGAUCGAAUACAAGGCUGAGACGGGAUAUAUCUCGAUGCUACGACGACACCUGGAAAUGAUACACCUCAAGGUGUUGUCUGGGAUACCGGCGGUUUUAUAACAUCCGAUAGCCUUAUGGCAGAUAUCCUAUGGUAUAACAUCUUGAGCUAGAUAGAUAAUUGGACAAGCUUAGAG